Molecule: messenger RNA, 432 nt
Organism: Rotaria socialis
Lineage: Eukaryota; Metazoa; Rotifera; Eurotatoria; Philodinida; Philodinidae
Source: the annotation of a GenBank genome assembly
AUGGGAUCUAAUAAGUUGACAACUAUUGAUGAAACUCAAUGUUCAUCGUCAUCUCAAUCACCUGAAAAUUCAUUUUUACAACUAAGUCCAACUAAACCAACAAUUACAAAAAUAUACUCGAAUAAAGGAAAAUUUAUGCGAUAUACAAACCGAAGUUGUAACGUAAUUUUACAUACAAAUUCUGAUGAUACAUUUAUAAGAUUUUCUGGAACAGUUACUGUUCAUAACCUAAUUUUUCAAAUUAAUAGCGGAAUGGAACCUCGUGCAAAGCGACCCGAGUCAAAAAUUGCAGAACAACAUAUGAAAGAAUUAUAUGAACGAUUCGACAACAAACAAAUUGAUCCACAAGAAUUAUUAAAAGAACUUUAUCUUUUGUCGCAAAUGGAAAAUAAAUUAGAAUUUUAUUCGCUUUUAAUUGAUUAUAUGGCAUGA